Thermothielavioides terrestris NRRL 8126 is the source of this 696-nucleotide messenger RNA. RefSeq lists its product as uncharacterized. The transcript has 2 exons. Gene Ontology annotation, molecular function: phosphatase activity. The record is from RefSeq and is a predicted model, not a curated record. Bases 1 to 696 code for a protein of 231 amino acids. Gene Ontology annotation, cellular component: cytoplasm. NCBI's taxonomy places the organism in Eukaryota, Fungi, Ascomycota, Sordariomycetes, Sordariales, Chaetomiaceae.
AUGCCGCCCACGCUUAUCCUCAUCCGCCAUGCGCAGGCCCUCCACAACGUUGACAGUAAGGCCUACCACAGCCUACGGGACCCGGUCCUCACCGAUCUCGGCCGCCUGCAAGCCGUCGAGCUGCGAGAGCACCUGAAAGCCGCACUGCCGCCAGACCGCAGAAUCGAACUCAUCGUCAUCAGCCCCAUGCGCCGCGCAAUUGAGACCUGCCUCAUUGCCCUGGAUUGGGUGAUCAACGAGGGUGUGCCCGUCGUGCCGGACGCGCGAUGGCAGGAACUCCACCCGAACCCCUGCGACACCGGCACGCCGCGCGAGCAGCUUGCCGCCGACUAUCCGCAGAUCGACUUCUCACUGCUUGACCCCGUCUACCCGGACAAGAUCUCGCCGGCCGGGGCGCGCUACCGGUGCGAGAAGGGCGCCGUGCUCGCGCGGGCCCAGUCCGCGCUCGCGGACCUGUACUGGCGCACCGAGGAUGUGGUCGCGGUGGUCUCGCAUUCCGGGUUCAUGCGCACGGCGGUGACCGGGCGAAGGUUUGCGAAUGCCGACUAUCGCGUUUUUGACUUUGAGGAGAGGGACUGGAACCAGGAGGGAGAGCCGUACCGGUUGGUGGAGUGGGAGUGGACGAGGGGGAAAGGGGGAAUGGGGAGGAGUAACGAGGAGCCGGUUGAGCUCGGGGAGGGGUUGCCUGAGGAGUGA